This is a messenger RNA of Plectropomus leopardus (leopard coralgrouper), 901 nucleotides long. The record is from RefSeq and is a predicted model, not a curated record. Lineage: Eukaryota; Metazoa; Chordata; Actinopteri; Perciformes; Serranidae.
CCGAUGUGGCUGCAGAGUUAUUAAACUUUUACUGAGUUUAUAAACUUUAACUCACUUUAAACUUUAAACGUUUACAAUGAAACUCUUUUUACUGGCUUUGCUGAGUUUCUGCUGUUUGGUCGCAGCAGCAGAAGAAGAGAGACUGCCGAAUAAAUGCGAAGUGUGUAAGUUUUUGACAGUGGAGCUGCAGGAGGCUUUAGAGAAAACUGGUCGCUCCAAAGAAGUGCUGGAGGUGGGAGAGGUGCUGGAUUCAGGCAAACGCAGGAGAAAGAUCAAAUAUAACACAGGGAAAACUCGGCUGACGGAGGCGCUGGACGACAUCUGUGAACGCAUCCUGCAGUAUAACGUUCAUGCAGAGAGGCCCGGCAGCCUCCGAUAUGCGAAGGGCGCCAGUCAGACCAUGACCACUCUGAAGAACCUGGUCCACAAAGGAGUCAAAGUGGAUUUGGGUCUGCCGUACGAGCUGUGGGACGAGCCCUCGGUGGAGGUGUCCGACAUGAAAAAACAGUGUGAGACGAUGCUCGAGCAGUACGAGGAGGUCGUGGAGGACUGGUACUUCCACCAUCAGGACCAGAGGCUGGAGACCUUCCUCUGUGAGACGCACGUCCUCAAGACGUCAGAACAAGAAUGUAUAAAGGAGACGUGGAAAGGAGACGUGGGAGUGAAAGGAGGAGCCAAAGAGGCGGCGAGCGCAGACGAGGAGGGAAAAACACACGACGCCGCAGAGCUGUGAGGAAACAAUCAUCAAGAUGACGAAUGCAGACGACAACAAAAUAACCUCAAUUUUAGCUUUGGGCUGCAAACUGCAAAAUAAUGCGUGUUUAGACACUUUAACCCCGAGCAAAUUAAAACGAUUUCUUUAUAAAAACAUGGAAAAAAUAAGCAACUUGGUAAAAGAGGU